UUCCUGCCCAGGUGAGGCACAUGGGGACCGGCGGAGAGAUGCCGCGGAAGACCGGCAGUCUGGACACAGCGGGGCGGUACCUGGCGGAGUUCGGCCAGCAGGGACAGGUGGGGGAGAGGAGGGACUGGGACAUCAACGAUGCCUCGUUACCGGAGGCCUGUCGGCUGGACCCGUUCCACGAGUGGCCUGACGGGAACGUCCGGCUGGUGUUCGACGCUAGCGACACGGACGCGCGGAAACACGUCAGCGGCUGGGCCAUGCGCAACACCAACAACCACAACUGCCACAUCCUGAAGAAGUCUUGUCUGGGCGUCCUGGUCUGCGCGCUGCACUGCACCACUCCAGACGGAGGGAAGAUCCACAUGCGACCCGCUAUAUGUGACAAGGCGAGGAAAAAGCAACUGGGUAAGCAGUGCCCUAACGGCUCGUGCCAGGGCCGGCUGGAGCUGAUGCCGUGCCGCGGACACUGUGGUUACCCCGUCACGCACUUCUGGCGCCAGGAGAACAACGUCAUCUUCUUCCAGGCCAAAGGAACGCACGACCACCCUCGGCCCGAGCCUAAGGCGUCAGCAGAGGCCAGAAGGAACUUGUCUGGAAGAAGAUACUCUAUCGCAAAGGGGAGGAGUGACUGUCUGUACGAAGGCGCGCAGGCGCAGUACGUGGGUGAGGGCACACUGAAGAGAAGCCGGGCUAAGAUGAUGUCCACCCUGUGGGACCCGAACCCGCUAAAGAAGAUGUGCAUAGAUCCAUUCACAGAUAAAACGCGGAACCUGAUCACAGAGGACCAGUUCUACAUCCACAACUACCCCGCAUUGCCUGAUGGGAAGAUGAAGGAUCACGUCACCCAUGCCGUUACCGAGCCUUACUGCAGCAUGUCCACGUCACCUGUCCUGUACGGGCGGACCCACAAACGGCAGACCAUCUGGGACACGCAGGUAAACAAACCUGCCAACUAUUGCCAUGGCAACGACGCAGAAGUGUGUAGUUCUCCCGUCGCCAUGACGACGUGCUCGCAAGAACAGCGACCGGGCGACGCCAUGCCAAACUCUUCUCCCGACGGCACGUGGGGCCAGCACUCUCCGUACCACCAGCCGGGCGUGCACGGCAGCGCCGGGAACCAACUGUCCGUCUACUCGAACGUCCACGUCCAUCAGCAAUCCUUCCUCGUCAGGUCUGAGACCAUCAUCGUUACCAACAACAACACCUCCUCCAACGGCGCCGCGUACCCUGUGGAGAAGUGGGCGGUGGUAGACGGGCACGGCUCGGACGGCGACACGGAGGGCGUCAUCAGACACAGCGGGACAACUCGCUCGUCCUUCCCAAACAAUGUCAGCCCUUCCAACGCAGUGACCUUCGACUAUCCUCAAGGAGAAGGUUGCCAUGACAACCAAACGUCCACAGACUUACAUCGCGAGAGAUCUCUCCCCAGCAUCGGCUGUUUCAUCCCCGAGACGUCGCCUGGCACGGCGGCCAAUCACGGACAGUCCCCACCGCAUGCGCGGUACGAACAAGCAGCCUCCUACCCACAGGGCAGCAAACCGGAGGACUCACCCUUCUCAGGAGACUCAAGAUGGCUGCCGUGUGGGCGAGACACGGCCAAGUCUGACCCCAUCCCUGUCCCCUCCGUGUACCAGAGCUGUCGGUACGCCAACUCACCCAGCGCCCUGGUCAUGGCCACCACGUCAGGCCCUGGUCACUUCGCCACGGAGUUGCCGCCCAGCGGCUACACAACCUGCGCCUCAACGGCUCUGUCCUGUGUUUGAAGAGCUUGUAAAAAUGGAAACAAACCGACAAAAAUUCGUCCAGGACAGACACUUUUGUACAGACUAUUUGUAUCGGCAGUCGAGUAUAGUUUGUUUACGGUAUUUUGUUUGUUGUGACAUUUAGCGGGGCGUAUUUGUUGACAAAUCGAUCAUGAACCAUUCCUAACUAUUCGCCAAGUUGUGCAAGUCGCUUCAUCCAGAGGUUCAUUGCAACCCAUCAACAGCGUGGUUUUACUGAAAUGGAAACAUUUGGCAAUAUUCACAUUCUUGAUAUCCCGACAAUCCCUCUUAAAACACUUUUAGUAGCUUUUAUAGUCUAUAAAAGUGUAUAUUUCUUUCCAAAACAUUUACGGGGAUGUUCGAGUCUGUUUCAAUCCAUAUUGCUGUCAGUCAUUCACACAUGCGACACGCCAACAAACACCCAAAGGUCAGUCCCGGCCGACCUUAUUGUUCAUCCAAUAGAAAAAUGGCUCAGAAAACUCCCUAACAAAAGGGCGACAUCCUGACAACUACCCAGGGAUUAUACUACCAAUUAUCCCCGCGCCAUUUCUGUCAAAAUUUCCGCCGUGUUCUUGUAAGGUUUCUGGCGCGGAGGGACUCAUUACACGUUGGCGCCGACGUGGAACAAAUCCCGUGCCGCCUUCGGUACAAGAAUAACAAGUGCUGUGUUGUAUUGUGCAGGUAUACCCCUGGGUUCUUCCCACUGCACGUGUUUUACAGAUAGAUCAAACGGUUGUCAAGCAGGGGAGAUACAUGGAAUCAAUGAGAGCUCUUGAGUGCCUUUCGUUAAGUGCGUAGGUUUAUGGCCCAUUUAAUGGUGGGUUAUAAUGUAUGGAUGUUUCAAGAAUCACAAACAUGAGAACGCGUAGAAAAACAUGGAAUCACAAUGAAACGACGUCUAUUAUUGUCUGUCGGAAGAAAAUACCAAGAAGUCCUCCGUACUAUUUAGAAACAAUUAGAUACUUUUGACAGCAAUUUGCAAUAUUUCCAAUUGAAGAAGAUAUGAAGAAGUCCCUUUGUCGUGGACACAUUUUUGAUAUUUAUACAAAAUGUUUGUCUUGUACUUUCUAUCUAGUGUUAUUUAUACAAAAAAUGAGUAAUUUACAUGUUGUAUUUAUUUUUAUCGUAACCAUGACGACAUGGUUGGCAGAUGCUGACGGAAAAUGUACGAUCUGAGCUGAGAAAAAAGCGGAAUGUUUGUGUAUAUAUUGUGAAAUAAACUUGUGAGAUGCCUUACUAUGUAUAUCAUUCCCACGUAUUGCUCAUGUACAGCUAGUGGAAGUUCGUACACAGUCAGCAUUAGUAUCCCGUCAAAUGAAUCAUAUAUUUCUAUCUUAAUUUAUAAUUCAUUAACCAUUAGCAUGCAUGAUUGAUGUCCACUUUGUUCAAAUAUCACGAAAAUGCCCAGGCGGAAACAGACACUUGAUUUCUUAUAUUAACACACAGCAUUGUGGCCUGUAUUAGUUAUCGUGCAUGGAGAUGAGUUAGACACCGACGGUACCGGAGUGACCAGUAGCUUUUGUAAAAUGUGGCAGCAUUGUCGGCUUUUCUUUUCCCAUCGCGAAGUAGUGUCUAUAACCUGUUAUCUUGCUGUUCAAUGUGCCUGACUGUGCUAUACUAUGGUAAGAUAAUAGUACAUGUAAAGCUCUAUUUAGUGCAAUGAUUCCUUUGUUAGUCAGUGUGCGGUCACAUAAGUCGUACGAGCGUCUUGCGAUCGCAAAUUGAGGGCAUUCUUGGUAAAGUCGUGCAAAAUUUACCAAUCUUGUUACGGAAAAGUUUGUAGUCACAGCUUGCUUGGAAAACAUUACGGAAUGAAAAUCGGCGACCUACGACGAAUGUGACCGCGCCGUAAGAGACACUUGUGUUGUUAGCUUUAUGUCUAGGCUGAUGCCUAUCUAGGAGGAAAGGAGUUUCGUACAUGGUGUUGUAGCCAUUUGACAGGGACCA
Molecule: messenger RNA, 3710 nt
Organism: Branchiostoma belcheri (Belcher's lancelet)
Lineage: Eukaryota; Metazoa; Chordata; Leptocardii; Amphioxiformes; Branchiostomatidae
Exons: 6
Coding region: 21-1763 (580 amino acids)
Biological process (GO): gliogenesis; regulation of transcription by RNA polymerase II
Cellular component (GO): nucleus
Molecular function (GO): DNA-binding transcription activator activity, RNA polymerase II-specific; RNA polymerase II cis-regulatory region sequence-specific DNA binding
Source: RefSeq, a predicted model, not a curated record